Molecule: messenger RNA, 2642 nt
Organism: Spinacia oleracea (spinach)
Lineage: Eukaryota; Viridiplantae; Streptophyta; Magnoliopsida; Caryophyllales; Amaranthaceae
Product: protein ALTERED PHOSPHATE STARVATION RESPONSE 1
Exons: 6
Coding region: 577-2541 (654 amino acids)
Source: RefSeq, a predicted model, not a curated record
AGCAUUGUUGCGUUGUUGAGAGGUAAUAGCCCUCAUCGGUGAAUAUAACAACCAAAAGAAGAGAGGGUGAAAAAGAAGAAAAGGAUAUGGAAAAGUGAACACAACAAAAGCAAGAGCAAUGCAAUGGAAAGCAGUAUAUACUAUGAACCCGAAAUAAAAACUAAAAGGCAAAGAACACAACCUUUUAGUCUUUUACCAUGGGUUACACAAAAAGCCUUAAAGAGUUAAAGGUGGGUGACAACUGAAACUUCAUAAACGUUCAAAAGGAAAAUUUCUUGUACAACACAACACUACAGCAGGCACUCAGGCAGGCUGGAAGCUGCUGCCAAAAAACUUCAUGUCUUUCUUCUUCUCUCUCCAAACCUCCAAAAUCCUCUCAAAAAUUAAUUCCCAGUGGCGGAUAGAGGGGUAGAAGCGAGUGUCAGUGUUGUUACUCUAUGUGGCCUUGAGUUGGCGUAGGAAUGUAUACAAAGAAGUGAUAAGCAUGUGAAGUUAUAUCCUCUUUAUAUGUUUCCUUCCUUGUUACUUGUAUGUAGAAGUGGAGAAAAAAAUCAGUGAAGGCGAAAAUCUUCCAAGAUGGGUUGUGCUUCAUCAAGGAUUGAUAACGAAGAAAGAGUACAAAUUUGUAAAGAAAGAAGGAGGACAAUGAAACAAUUGUUGGGCUUGAGAAAAGAAUUUGCCAGUGCCAUUUUAGCAUACUUGAAGGCACUGAAAGACACAGGUAUAACCCUCCGACAAUACACUGAAUUAGAGUUUCAGGAGCUUGAGAGUGUUUUGCCUUCUUCUCCACCGCUCCCUCUUCCGCCUUCACCUCCACUCCCUCUUCCACCUUCACCUCCACUCCCUCCUCCGAUUGAUAGUCCUGAUUCAAGGAAGCUUGAAGAUAAUCAAAAUAGCAAGGAAGCCCAAGAAGAGAUCAUUCAGGUUGGUGAGGAAAGUAAUUUCCCCCCUCCACCACUUCCUCGUCCUUGGGAUCUCCGUGACUUACUUGAGAGUUCUUUAGGACAACAUAAAGUUGAGAGCGUAGUGGUUGAAGAUGUUGAUGAAGAGAAUUGGGCUGAGACAAGAUCACAGUUUGAUGAAGAGGAUCAAGUGUAUGGUACACCUGCUAAAGCUUCUGAUGCUCUUAGAAUAAAUUUUUCUAAUGUGGAUGUUAAUUCAUCCAUGGUGACUGGACAGAGGAAACAUAUGGUAGAUAGGGCCAUGGUAGUCUGGAGGAGGAGGAAGACAUUAUCUGGCAUAGUUAAGGAGCUUGAUGAUUACUUCUUGAAAGCAUCUGCAGGUGGGAAGGAGAUAGCAGUUCUAGUAGACAUGGGUACAUGGACCUCUUCCUUGCAUAAUGACUUUAAAGAAAGAAAAGAGAAGGGGAACAACUCUGCUCGAUUGAGUUCAUUGUCAUGGAACUGGUCAUCUAGAUCACUACUAGUGGCAAAGGAUGCUUUGGAGGUUGCCGCCCCUACUGAACCUUGCAAGCCGGGAGCGCACUGCAUCACACUUGAGAAAAUUUAUGCUGAAGAACAGACACUCUACACGGCAGUAAGGGAAGAGGAGCUGGUAAAAUUGGAGCAUGAGCGGAAAUCUUUAUCAUUGCAAAAGCAAGAAGAUGAUAAUGGUGACUUGGAGAAGAUAGAGAAAACACGGUCUGCUGUCGAAAACUUGCAAUCUGACAUUGUGCGUUUGCAAGAGUUAGUAAAAAGGACAUCUGCCUGUAUAUUAACCACCAUAGAUGAGGAGCUGCAUCCUCAGCUUAUUGCGUUAAUUACCGGGCUUGUUCACAUGUGGAAAACAAUGAAUGAUUGCCAUCAAGUUCAGAGUCAUAUCUCACAGCAGGUGCUUCUUCUGACCAGUCACAAUGCAGAACCAACAACAGAGAAUCACCGUGAAGCAGCAAUUCAGCUUGAGGGUGGGAUCAGUUUCUGGUAUAACAGCUUUUGUAGACUCACAAAGUCUCAAAGAGCUUAUUUAGAAGCCCUGUGCAGGUGGAUUCAGCUUACUGACUUUCCUGUAGAUGGUGAAAAUCAAAAUUGCUGUCCAUCUCUGGUUCGCAAUCUCUGCCAAAAAUGGCUGCUUGCCCUUGAUAGACUACCUGAACAGGUUGUAUCAGAAGCCAUUAAGAGCUUUCUUAAAGUUAUACGAUCAAUAAGGUCGCAGCAGCAGGAAGAAUGCAACCAGAAGAAAAAGAUAGACAAGUUAGAGAGGAGAUGGCAGAAGGAACUAAGGUCAUUAAGUGAAAUUGAAAAAAAGCUGGAAGCAAACAAUAGAUUGGGAGAUAUGGAAUCUGGUUUGAGCCCGAAGCAUCCAUUGUCUGUGAAACGUGCAAGAACUGAUACCUUACAAAAGAUGCAUGAGAAUGAGAAGGCUAAAUAUCUAACUUGUAUUCAGGUUAGCAGGGCCAUGACCUUAAGUAACCUGCAAAAGUGCCUCCCGCGUGUCUUUGAAGCACUCAUGGAAUUUUCAAGUGCAUGUACUCAGGCCUUCGAGAUCGCUCUUAACCAUGCAGACCAAGUUGAUAAUGACCAAGUAUCGCACGCUCAAAUAUAAAAUUUUAAUGGACUAGUUGCCCACUUAUGCUUUUUCAAGAGCUGUUAAAUUUUGUAUGAUGAUUGUCAUUGGUAAUGCAACAGGGCUAUGUGUUUGUUUGA